AUGGCAGAAGGUGGACCUCUUUAUAAUUUACGGGACUCUACGAAGGAAGUACGUAGUGAAACGGAUCGAAUGGAGGAGGAGAGAAUGCGAAGGAGACUAAGUGAACUUGAAGAGAGGAAGAGGAAAGAGUUAGAACUGAAACAGUUCACUGAACAGAGGGAGAAACUGAUAAUAGAAAGAACAGAGGCACAUAUGGACAAUCAUAUCUAUGAACCGGAGUUUAGGUCCAUUGAUAACCUGGAUUUGUCAGCUGAAACUAGAUUACUGGAUCACAAGUUGGAUACUCUUAAAGAAAGUGAACAUGAACAUAUGCAUAGAGGGUCAUUGUUGAGAUCACUCGAGAAAGAACCUCAACAAGGGUAUGUGACUAGUAAUGCAACGCCAAAGUCAUUUCUUAAUGAGUGUGCACAGGGAAUUGAAAGCAGAAGACAGGGCUCUGAUUCAUCUUUAGCAAAAUUGAAUGAAAGUAUUCGAAAACUUGAAAUGGAUGUAUAUUCGAAAGAUCAGACAAUUGGUUGCAUGAAAACAGAACAGGAGAAAGACAUGUAUAGAGCAAGCACUCCCACUGUUGCCAGUAAAGCAUUUACCUCUGAAAGGUAUUUUGAUAAAUUACAAACUCUUGAAAAUGAAUUGCAAAGCAAGUUUUCAAAGCUUGACAUAUGGAGUGAAAAGCUCUCAAAGCAGGAGGUACAGUUACAAAGGAAAGAACGUUUGUUUGAUGAUAUGAUGAGAAGCUUUAAGGAAAGGGAGAACCAAUUAAUGGAGCAAGAAAAGUUGGCUGUCCAGGAACGAAUUGUUCAGAAAAGGGAAAUAGAAGAGUUAGAAAUGAAAAUUUUAAGACAAGAGUUGGCACUUAGAGAGGAUCGUACAUAUGAAAGACCAAGCAUAGAGUCUGAAUAUGAUGUUGGUAGAGGGGAGUUGAAGGAGAAUAGAUUCGAUAGGCAAAAUGAACUCGGAAGGAGUGAGAUAAAUGGAGGUGCUGCACUUAACACAGUGGAUCACAUGAAUCUGAAUGUAAAGUUGAAUUUGGCAUCGUUCUCGGGCAAAGAACCUGUACCAAAGAACGAGUCCUCAUUUGAAGAAUUCAAGUUAGAAUUUGAGAGUGUCAGACAAAUUUAUUCUGAGCAAGUUUUGAAACAGACUCUGAGAAAGACCUUGAAAGAACAGGCGAGGAAAACCAUGCUUCAUCUUGGCACCAAAGCAACAGUGAAUGAUAUUAUGAAGAGUUUGGAAGAGAACUUCGGUAACGUUGCUAGCGAAGACAGUAUAUUGUCUAGAUUUCUUCUAGCAGAACAGAAGCAGGAUGAAUCUAUUGUAGAGUGGGGGCUUAGGUUGGAGGACAUAUUACUUCAGGUGUGUCAUAAAUCCAAAAUGGAUGAGACGGAGAAAAGGUUAAAGUUGAAGAAUAGAUUUUGGAGAGGACUAAGAAGUGAUGAGUUAAGACAAUCAACAAGAGCUCACUUUGACAGCUCGAUGUCUUACGAAGAAUUGAAGAAUAAAGUCAGGAGUGAAGAAUAUGAGAUACGGCUAAUGAAAGAGCGCACAGGCGUUAGGUCGAAGACUGGAAAGGUGAAUGUAACAAGUGCUGAAAUUCAAACCAAAGAGACGAAUGAUUUGAUAUCUAAUUUGAUGAAGAAGAUAGAGAAUUUAGAUAGGAAAUUUGAAGAUAUGAAGAAAGCACAAAUUGGACCGGACAUUGACAGGACAUAUGAGAAUCGACAAGAUCAGGGACGAUACAGAGGGGCAAAGAGUAGAGGAAGAGGAAGAGGUGGUUAUAGUAGAGGGAGAGGAGAAGUUGGUCAAAAUAACCAGGAGUUUGAAAACAAAGUCAUCGAUGAUCAGAAGAAUUUAAACCAGUAA
This is a messenger RNA of Mya arenaria, 1860 nucleotides long. RefSeq lists its product as uncharacterized. The coding region runs from base 1 to 1860 and encodes 619 amino acids. Lineage: Eukaryota; Metazoa; Mollusca; Bivalvia; Myida; Myidae. The transcript has a single exon. The record is from RefSeq and is a predicted model, not a curated record.